UGGAUAGGGUAGGGGUCAGCCGGUCAAGGACAGAGAGAUCUCCUCCAGUACAUUAAGCAACAAAACCCCCCAUCCCUACCUGCAGGCUGCAGCCUCUUCCCCUCUCCCGAACCCCACCCAUCACGCGAGUUCCCCCGCCGCGAUGUCCGAUCACCGGGCGAAGCGGCCGUCCGACGGCGCAGCCACGGUGGCAUCGCCGGCGGCGAAGCGCGCCCGCGACCUAUCCGCGCCGGCGUUCCCCACGAACAAGGAAGCUUCCGACAUGCCCCCCAAGAUCCGCAUCUUCUGCGAAAUCCUGGCCUCCCGCGCCGACGACGAGAAACUGACAGCCGAGCUCGACAACUCCGACGUCCGCGUAACCACCGCUGACGUCGAGCAGGUGCUCCGCUUCUCCUACGCGCACCCGCGCGCCGCCACCACCUUCUUUCGCUGGGCGGGAUUCAAGCACCUCGGCCACGAGCACUCCCCCUACUCGUGGAACCUCCUCGUCGACUUGCUCGGUAAAAAUCUCCUCUUUGAGCCCAUGUGGAACACCAUCAAAUCCAUGCACUCGCAGCGGCUGCUCUCGCUCGCCACUUUCGCCUCCGUAUUCUCCUCCCUGGCGGCGACCCCCGGCGGUUCCCCGCUCAAGGCGUUCAUGGACAUGCCGCGCUACGGCAUGACCCGCGACACGCCAGCGCUCAACUCGCUCCUCUCCGCGCUCUGUCGUGCCAACCGCCUCGACGACGCCCGCGCCGCGAUCCCAGUAGCCCGCGCCGAGGCUGGCACGGCCCCGGAUGCCGACUCCUACGCCAUCCUCCUCGAGGGCUGCGAGGCUGCCGCCGACCCGCGGGUUGCGCGCGAGGUGUUCGACGAAAUGGUGCACGCGAUUGGCUUUAUUCCUGACAACGUGCCUGCCUAUGACUCCUUCCUCACUACCCUUGUUUCAAGCGACUCCUCCACGGCGCUACCGGAAGCAAUGCAGUACCUGCUUGUCUUAAGCAGGCGCGGCUGUUCGCCAGGAGAGAAGUUCUUCCGUGCUGCUCUCACUGCACACCUUAAGGCACGACAAUUGCUAGGUGCCAUGGAGCUCUGGGAUGACUUUGUUGGGCGUCGAGGGCUUGUCCCAGAUAUGGAAAUGUAUAACACAAUGAUCUUGCUGCAGGGCAGUCUUGGGCAGCCUGAGGUGAUAGUGAAUUAUCUCGACGAUAUGAUCUCCAAUGGAGUGUUCCCUGAUACCAACACAUACAAUGUGGUCCUCCAGCUUUUGCUGAAGGGAAGGAAGCUCCGAGAGGCAGCUGCAAUAUUUAGUGAGAUGAUCAAGAAUGAAUGUUGGCCAAACGAGGAAAAUUGUUCACUUGCACUUCGCAUGUUUUUGGAUACACGCUAUUGGGAGACUGGGAUCAAAGUCUGGAGCUGCAUGGUGGAGAAUGGCUUGCCACCUUUAGAGGAGUGUGGGAACAUGCUUGUAUCAAAGCUGAAGGAUGACAGGCUACCUGAGGCAUGCAAAUGUGCAGAAGACAUGAUUGAUCGCGGUAUCAAGUUGAGUUCAUCGACACUGUCCAAGCUGAAGCAGUGCCUGCAGAAGAUUAAGAAAGGAGAGAUCCAUGAUCACCUUCUUAGAAAAUGGAAGGCACAUUAGUUCGUUGAGCUCCCUUGUAUGCGUAGCCUGAUUAAAGACGGUUGGGAAUGGGAUCUUAGUGUUGACACUGAGGUUCAACUUUUUAUCACUCUGUAACUUUUCAAACAACUACAUGGAAAUUAUCAUAUUAAUGAGUUGGAGCAUUUGGGCCUCAAGGAAUGAACACAUCUUCCAAGGAAUUCUACCGUCUAAUUGCUGGGCCUUUUUCAAGAAAGAGUUAGCUCUGGUUACCCAUAGAGCAAAGAAGAAAUAUUUCCCUUUUAUAUAGAAGAAUGGCUAGAGCACCGAUUGUAAUCUUUUUAAUAUUAUUUGUGUCCUUUUUUCGCUUCAUGUUAGAUUUUUAUUGCUUGCAUAUUUCUUUUUUCUUCUAUUAUUAAUAUAUUUUAACCAGUAGGGGGGCACCCCUCCUGUUUGUGGGAGCUUGUCUUAGCUGUCUGGUUGCAAUUUAGGUAGCUGUUCCUUUUAUGUAUUUGCAGAAUUAUCAAUGCAACAGUCUAGGCAUAAAAGUGCAUUGUAACAUUACCAGGUGAAAAUCGUUUGGUAUCUUGACAGUUUAA
Molecule: messenger RNA, 2178 nt
Organism: Sorghum bicolor (sorghum)
Lineage: Eukaryota; Viridiplantae; Streptophyta; Magnoliopsida; Poales; Poaceae
Product: pentatricopeptide repeat-containing protein At1g77360, mitochondrial-like
Exons: 1
Coding region: 143-1621 (492 amino acids)
Molecular function (GO): protein binding
Source: RefSeq, a predicted model, not a curated record